Messenger RNA from Penicillium angulare, 1077 nucleotides. Its product is annotated as alcohol dehydrogenase family protein. The record is from RefSeq and is a predicted model, not a curated record. The coding region runs from base 1 to 1077 and encodes 358 amino acids. NCBI's taxonomy places the organism in Eukaryota, Fungi, Ascomycota, Eurotiomycetes, Eurotiales, Aspergillaceae. Gene Ontology annotation, molecular function: oxidoreductase activity; zinc ion binding. The transcript is spliced from 6 exons.
AUGUCUACAUCAGGUACCGGUACCAUGCAGGCGGUGGUAUUCCACGAGCCGUACAAGGUUGCCGUUGAGCAGGUGGCUAUCCCUACAGUGCAGGAUCCAGAGGAUGUGGUGAUUAAGGUUGUUUAUACGGCUCUCUGCGGCAGUGAUUUGCACACUUAUCGUGGUGUUGAGCCUGCUCCACCGGGUUUCAUCAUGGGCCACGAGUUCAUGGGUGAGGUUGUUGAGCUUGGUAGUGCUGUGAAGGGAUUUAAGAAGGGUGAUCGAAUCGUUAGCUCCUUCACGACGUCCUGUGGUACUUGCUUUUACUGCAAGCAAGGAUUUUCCUCGCGCUGUGAGAAGAGCACUCUCUUCGGCUGUGAGGUUCUGAACGGUGGCCAAGCUGAAUAUAUCCGUAUCCCCAAUGCCGAAGGCUCCGCCAUGAAAGCGCCAGAGGGCCUUGACGAGAAAUACCUCGUGCUGAUGGGCGACAUCUUCCCAACAGGCUACUUCGCCGCUAACAACGCAUUUAAGAACUCAACACCCGAGCAAAUCGCCGAGCAAACCGUUGUUCUGAUCGGUUGUGGACCUGUCGGUCUCUGUGCACUUAUCAACGCAUUGGAGUUCAAGCCUAAGCAUAUUCUUGCUGUUGACUCCGUUCCCUCCAGACUGGAACUGGCUAAGUCCCUUGGUGCCGAGCCUUGGAACUUCAUGACAGAUCGUGAAGGUCUGGAUAAGCGUGUUCUAGAGCUUACUGGAGGUCGUGGCGCCGAUGCUGUGAUUGAGGUUGUGGGAUUGAGUCCUGCGCUGCGAACUGCGUAUGAUUUGUUGAGGCCUUGGGGAACUAUCAGUAGUGUGGGAGUUCAUAAUGCCGAGAUUCCUUGGGAUGGUAAUGAUGCCUACAACAAGAACCUUACUGUGCAGAUGGGUCGAUGCCCGGUGCGAUCGGUUGCUCCUAAAGCGCUGGAGGUUUUGAAGAAGAACCAGCAUAAGCUUGGAUUCAUGACUCAGAAGAUGAUGCCGCUCUCGCAGGCUGUGGAGGCCUAUGAGCUGUUCAAUGCUAUGAAGGUGCAAAAGGUCAUUUUCUUGCCUGACCAGUAG